Messenger RNA from Exophiala viscosa, 901 nucleotides. Its product is annotated as gluconate oxidoreductase. Gene Ontology annotation, cellular component: intracellular anatomical structure. Gene Ontology annotation, molecular function: oxidoreductase activity, acting on NAD(P)H, oxygen as acceptor. NCBI's taxonomy places the organism in Eukaryota, Fungi, Ascomycota, Eurotiomycetes, Chaetothyriales, Herpotrichiellaceae. The coding region runs from base 89 to 850 and encodes 253 amino acids. The transcript is spliced from 5 exons. The record is from RefSeq and is a predicted model, not a curated record.
AAACAUCUAGCACUGCUGCUACUAGCUCUCCUGGAGCAGCACGCCUGACCCCCUUACAACUAACAGCCUCGCACGUGACACUCCUACCAUGAGCAGAUUCUCCCUCAAAGGCCGUACGGCACUCGUCACGGGCGGCGCACGAGGCUGUGGCCUUGCCUUCGCCGAAGGUCUCGCCGAAGCUGGUGCCGAUGUCGCCAUCUUCGACGUAAUUGACCCAGUCGAAGCUUUCUUCGACAUUGAGAAGAACUUUGGCGUCAAGACCAAGUACUACAAAGUCGACGUAAGCAGCAUAGAAAGCCUGACCCAAGGCUUCGAGUCGUUCAAAACCGACUUUGGCGGCAAACUGGACAUCUGCGUGCCCACCGCUGGUAUCAACAAGAACCUUGCAUUCCUUGAUACAUCGUUCGAGGCUCACCAGCAGCUUCUGAGCGUGAAUGUCAUGGGAGUGUACCACACCGCCCAAUUCGCUGCUAAGCAGAUGAUUGAGAACAAGACUCAGUGCGGAAGUAUUAUCCUGGUCGCGAGUAUUGCUAGUUACAUGGCUAUUCGCAGCCAGAUGAGCAGUGCGUACUGUGGAACUAAGGGUGCGGUGAGGGCCAUGUGUCCUGCCAUUGCGGCUGAGUUGGUGCCUCAUGGAAUCAGAGUCAACUCGAUAUCGCCUGGAUACGUCAAGACGGAGAUGACGGCGCCGUUCCCUCACUUAUUGGAGAGUUGGAAGGAUGAGAUUAUGAACCGACGUGUCGCGCAGCCAGACGAUAUUCGAGGGGCUUGUGUGUUCUUGGCUAGUGAUGCCAGUCUGUACAUGACGGGACAGGAUGUUUGUGUCGAUGGUGGUGUCACCAAGUGGUAGUCCACAUAUAGCCAAGGAGGUCGUACUUCACUGAUCAUUGAGUAAGAAAUC